AUGAAUAAAUAUGAAUAUAUUUGCAUAGCAUUUGUAUUUUUUGCAAUCAUUCAGGCUCAAGUAAUAGCAGAAGUUGAAGUUGUUAAAAUUUUUGUGGCACCUAAGCAAGAAGAUACUACAACAAGUCAUGUAGUUGACAAAGGCUCAAAGAUGGUUGUUACAAAGACCGUCGUAGAAACUGUAGAAGCCACUGGUUCUUCUGCCAGGCUGGUAACUGCGGAUACUAGCAUUACUAUAGGUACAACUCAAACAGCUAGUGCUGAAAUGUGCUCUGGAACUUAUCUGAAUGAGUGCAAUAAUACUUUUGCAUUAGAGAUAUUAGAAGUUCACAAUGAAAAGAGAGCUUUGCAUGGAGCACAGAAGCUUUCAUGGAAUGACACUGUGUAUGAAUACGCUGCUCAGUAUGCAUCCAAAUAUGAUUGCAGUGGGAAGCUUGUUCAUUCUGGUGGCUCAUAUGGUGAGAACCUCGCUAUUGGUUAUACGGUUGUGGGAGGUGCAAAUGCAUGGUACGACGAAGGGGACACUUAUGUCUAUGGAUCAGAGAGUACGUACAAUCACUUUACCGCUAUGAUAUGGAAUAGCACCUAUGCAGUUGGGUGCGCCUAUAAAUACUGCAAUGCAGUAUGGGGAACCUAUAUAAUAUGCUCAUACUAUCCUGCUGGAAAUGUUAUUGGUCAAUGUUCAAAAAAUGUAUUUCCUUUGUUAUAG
Molecule: messenger RNA, 708 nt
Organism: Priceomyces carsonii
Lineage: Eukaryota; Fungi; Ascomycota; Pichiomycetes; Serinales; Debaryomycetaceae
Exons: 1
Coding region: 1-708 (235 amino acids)
Cellular component (GO): extracellular region
Source: RefSeq, a predicted model, not a curated record